GGAAAAAGCUAAUUGAAAAAGAGUUAGAAAAUGGCUUUUAAUAAGCUUUGUUGCUAACCUUUAUUUCUCUGUUUGGAGGCAAGAAAAUAAUCCAUUUCUUUUUAGGAAACUUUCUUGGAACUUCUCAAUCUCAUGGUAAAUCUUCCUAAUUUGCAUUUUUUUUUCCCUCUCCCAUUACCUUAAUUUAUUUGAAAACUUUAUUUUCAAAUUCUAAUACCUUAAGCUUGAACUAUACUAGCUAGUAUAUAUUAAGUUAUAGGAAGCCCAUUUUCUUAUAAAUUUAGGAUAGAGAGAGACUAAUGGGAUUAUCAGCAAGUUUUGAGUACAUUUGUGAUGUGAUAAGCAGAAGUUAUAAGCACAAGUUGAAGAAGAAGAAGAUGAUGAAAGAGAUGCAGACAGUUAAUCUCAAAGUGAGAAUGGAUUGUGAUGGAUGUGAGCUUAAAGUUAAGAAAGCCCUGUCUUCUUUGAGUGGAAUGAAAAGGACCAAUGCACCCAUUUGGACCAUCCAUUAUGUCUGUUCCGAGAUAUGUAAGGCUAGUACGGUUGGUGUGAAUGAAGCCAUUAACACCAUACGUGCCAACUGUUUUGAGAUCUAUCCCGUAUAUGCGAUGAACGAGCGAUAUGAAAAGAUUUCCAUUUGUACCAUUUAUGCCAAAUGCGCAAGCGGAGACGUAUUGGGGUGAAGAAUAAAACAAUCUCCACCCUUCCCCAAUUCACUACCACCGCCCCUGCACGAUGCUUUCAUCCAGUGAAGAAAGUGAAAGAAACGAUGAAAAAUGAAUUGUACGAAAUGACAUAUUCAUACAUUCGUCCCAAGACUUAUCGCGGCAUAUCUUGGAAUGAAUGAUACAGAUGACCUAUUCGUACCAUAUCUUGUUGCAAAAAAUUGAAGUAAUUCAAAUUCAAAUCAACUUAAAAAAUGUCCAUUCUGUCCAUGAUAUCAUUUCCACUUUGUGGACGGCACAAGUUCUUAAGAAAAAGUGGUGGAUAAUAGUUGAUAGUAGUGGGUAUUGUUGUA
Messenger RNA from Salvia miltiorrhiza (redroot sage), 1018 nucleotides. RefSeq names its product heavy metal-associated isoprenylated plant protein 23-like. The transcript is spliced from 2 exons. The coding region runs from base 300 to 683 and encodes 127 amino acids. Gene Ontology annotation, molecular function: metal ion binding. NCBI's taxonomy places the organism in Eukaryota, Viridiplantae, Streptophyta, Magnoliopsida, Lamiales, Lamiaceae. The record is from RefSeq and is a predicted model, not a curated record.